Phragmites australis (common reed) is the source of this 584-nucleotide messenger RNA. RefSeq names its product large ribosomal subunit protein eL37x-like. The record is from RefSeq and is a predicted model, not a curated record. Gene Ontology annotation, cellular component: ribosome; cytosolic large ribosomal subunit. Gene Ontology annotation, molecular function: structural constituent of ribosome; RNA binding. NCBI's taxonomy places the organism in Eukaryota, Viridiplantae, Streptophyta, Magnoliopsida, Poales, Poaceae. Gene Ontology annotation, biological process: translation. The transcript is spliced from 4 exons. Bases 93 to 383 code for a protein of 96 amino acids.
UAAAAGCUUCUCCCUUCCGCUCGCUAGGUUUUGGUGCGCUCUUCUCCUCGUCCUCCUCCUCGGCGGCGGCAAGCGAAGGAGGCGUAGGCGAAAUGGGCAAGGGUACCGGGAGCUUCGGCAAGCGCCGGAACAAGACGCACACGCUGUGCGUGCGCUGCGGCCGCCGCAGCUUCCACCUGCAGAAGAGCACCUGCUCCUCCUGCGGCUACCCCGCCGCCCGCAUCCGCAAAUACAACUGGAGCGUGAAGGCCAUUAGGAGGAAGACUACUGGCACAGGGAGGAUGAGGUACCUUCGCCACGUGCCCCGGAGGUUCAAGAGCAACUUCAGAGAGGGAACUGAAGCUGUAUCAAGGAAGAACGGAUCUGCUGCUGGCGCUAACUAGAUCUGGUCUCCACUUUGAAAUGUGGGUCUUGAAACUAGUGUUUUUGUUGCUUUUACUGAAAUUGGUUGUUCCUAAGUUGAGAAGCAAACGAUGCUUGGUUAUGUUAUUUCACAUGAAGGAUGUUAAUCCUUGAGUUUUGAAUGUUGAAUCGUGCUAGAUUGUUAAUGUCCAUCCUGAGUGUUAGAUCUACAGUUUUUUUCA